Molecule: messenger RNA, 568 nt
Organism: Geodia barretti
Lineage: Eukaryota; Metazoa; Porifera; Demospongiae; Tetractinellida; Geodiidae
Source: the annotation of a GenBank genome assembly
CUAGCGUAGCGGAAUAAACAGAAAAGCUGAAACAACAGGUUGGCGGAGAGAAGGUUUCCUAGCUAGUUUAUGUGAGAGGAGCUGGUCUGUGAGAAAGAAGUCAAUGGACUCCUUCGGCUGGUGCUCCACGAGCGCCUGCCGCUCCUUUCGCGAAGAAGAAGCGCACUCGACGCCGAAUCACACGAACGCCAGCAAUUUCUCCUGCCCUACCUAUCCUUUCUGCGUCCUCAUGCUCACCAACACCAUAGACCACACAAGCGUGAGGAUAUACGACCUUCUCCUGGUGUUCGGCAACGCGGUGUUUCUGUUGGUGCUCUUCAUCCAUAUGGUCCCUACCGUCAGGAAGCUCAGUCGCAGUCUGCCUCUCUUCAAGAUACUCUACUCUCUGGUGUUUGUGAUACCAGGCAUAAGUCUCGUCCAUGGCCUUGUCAGCAUGUCACUCGGAUACCAGGACCUCUCUUCAAAGUUAACGCAGGUGGUGGUUCGAGGCUCGAUUCUCGUGACAGAGAUGUGUGUCAUCGUAUUUGGGCUCUUCUUCAGCUCUAGCGAGGCUCUAUCCCAGAUUUAG